AUGGUCAAGGGUAUUGCCAUUGUGCUGAUUUGCGGGCUUGCAAUAAUUAGUGCCUCACAGCCAAAGGACGCUGAGACUCAUCAGCACUUCAAGUUCCUGAAGACUCCGGCUUCCAAUUUAUUGGAUUUGGAUAUAAUGGAAGGACGAACUGGAAGAACAGAUGAUGGGAAAUGCCUGGCAGACAUGGACAAAGUUGUGGAGGGCUUGAAAGCUGGAAGCUUCUGGGCACUAAAAAUGAUCGAUUCUUGGGGAUCCUUUCCCUCGGGUCUGCUCACUGGAACAUUCUACGAUCUGGGAAACUUUGACGAGUGUCUUAGAAUCCAUCAGGUGAUUAGCAGCAGUCAAACCAUCCAGGGAAAAUACUGCUUCUUGGCCGUGCCCCUCAAGGAUGUCGUGGAUACUGGAAUCGAAUCUUUGGAGACCAUGCAGGUCAAAAUUGCCACCUGUUUUCCGGCCUCCUGCUCGGCCACCCAAAUGGAGAUGUUUGUAGGGCAGAUGUACCAAAAUAUUUUCAACUCCAGCGACAGUAGCUUGAAUAUCAGUAUCGAUGAAGACGGUUGCCAGACGAGCGAAUCUGAGCCCUGGGACUGGCUUACUAUUUUUACAGUUGUUAUUCUGUCGCUGCUAACUUUCAUAGUGGCUUUGUGCACUCUCUACGACUACUUUCUGUGUCCAAAUCAAAAGCAACUUCCAGCUUUGGUGAAGAUUAUAUCGGCCAGGGCCAAUUCUCGAGCUCUUUUCCGCGUGGUGGAUGACAGCUCCAACCCAAAUGUGAUCUCCUGUCUGAAUGGCAUUCGCUGCCUGUCCCUCAUCUGGGUGGUUUACCUCCAUGAGCACAUGUACUCCCUGAUUUCACCGAACAUAAACUUUACCCAUGCAAUUUCGUGGCUGGAGAAACCAUUUGCCAGCUUUUUUUUGCAUGGAUAUUUCUCAGUAGAUUCGUUCCUAUUUAUUGGCGGCCUACUAGUAUCCAUGACAGCCCUGCGGACUAUGGAAAAAACCAAGGGAAAACUAAAUGUUCCGAUGAUGUAUGUGCAUCGCAUUAUUCGAAUCCUUCCCGUCCUGGCCAUGGCCAUUCUGGUCUACAUGAAGAUGAUGCCAAUAGUGAGUGGAGGACCACUGUUUAAGAGUGGUUUUCAUGGCAAAGAGGCUUGUGAGAAUGGUUGGUACUGGGACUUGCUCUUUGUCCAGAAUUAUGCCACGGAGAAUUGUCUGGAUCAGUCCUGGUAUCUGGCAGUGGACAUGCAGCUCUACAUCAUCUCCCCGCUCCUGCUGAUCGCCCUCUACAAAUGGGGCAAGAAGGCGGCGGCUGGCAUAUUGGUGCUAAUCGUUCUGCUCUCUGGUUGUCUGUUUGCCACGCAGAUGGUCAACCACUACUCCAUGAUGCGCAAGUAGGUGUCUCUUUAUAGCGAGGCCAAUGCGAAGCUGUACCUGGCCACCCAUACACAUGCUGCUCCCUGGCUAAUUGGGUUCCUUUUCGGCUACUUUCUGCACCUGAAUCGGGGAAAGGAAUUCGAGCUUAAUAGACUAGUUGUGUGGUCUGGUUGGGUCCUCAGCCUGUCCAUGAUCUUCACUUCGAUAUUCGCCCUCUAUCCGGCGGGAAAGUGGAGUGCUCCUGCUCUGUCCACUGUGGAGGAGUCCCUGUACUAUACCCUCACCCGGGUGGGCUGGCCACUGGCCCUCUGUUGGAUCGUCUUAGCCUGUAUGCAAGGAUACGGCAGCUUGGCGAACAGCUUGCUCUCCUCGCCGUUGUGGCAACCUCUCUCCAGGCUCUCCUACUCCAUCUUCAUCUGGCACAUGUUUGUCCAGGAAGUGAACAGCAGAAAUGUGAGAACCAGCACCUACUUCUCGACCUACAAAGUGAUGCUCAACUUCUGGUCGGACUUCGGCAUCAGUCUGGUGAUGUCUUACUUUUUAUAUCUCAUCAUCGAGGCACCGAUCGGAGGUCUUGAUGCCCUUUGGAGACCCAGAGGAAAUCCAAAGCCCUUGACUUCAGCUGCGGCUCCCAUGAAUCAGACUGAUAACAACGUAAAUCCAGACAAGCCGACGCCAGCCUAG
Messenger RNA from Drosophila kikkawai, 2058 nucleotides. Lineage: Eukaryota; Metazoa; Arthropoda; Insecta; Diptera; Drosophilidae. The record is from RefSeq and is a predicted model, not a curated record.